Messenger RNA from Aspergillus affinis, 3774 nucleotides. Its product is annotated as putative MATH and UCH domain protein. Bases 1 to 3774 code for a protein of 1257 amino acids. The record is from RefSeq and is a predicted model, not a curated record. Gene Ontology annotation, biological process: protein deubiquitination. The transcript has 4 exons. NCBI's taxonomy places the organism in Eukaryota, Fungi, Ascomycota, Eurotiomycetes, Eurotiales, Aspergillaceae. Gene Ontology annotation, molecular function: protein binding; cysteine-type deubiquitinase activity.
AUGGAUACGGCCCUUGAAACCUCGGUUACCGUGGAGCAGCUGCCUCCCCCGAUCACCCUGAGCACCGACUCUGCCUCUCUCCAGGUCGCCGGGGAGCCGACCGUCACCAUCGACGUGACCCACGGCGAUAUCCCAGAACCCCCCACAGAUAACGGUCAACCUCACGACCGAUUAGAAGUCGAGUCACAUGCUCCCGCAGAUGUCUCUCCGCCCGCUCGUCCCCCGCCACCAGAAGAACAUGCCUACUGGGCCGAAAUCGAGGAAGACACUUCGCUUCCCGAUGAGGCCGAAAUGAAGGAGAUUGAAUCCUCAGCGGAUGUCAGUUCGUGUGAUUAUGAGUAUUGGGAGAAGAACUUCCACCCAGAGCUGGACGACCCGGAAUACCACCCAGCGGAGAAGGCCCGCCUCACGUGGAAGAUUAAAGGCGUUCGGGGUACGAAGGAGUCGCCGAACUAUGCCAAAAUCAUUCGGUCUCCGCCCGCAUACGUUGGUGGCUACUGGUGGACGAUCAAGUUCUUCCCACGCGGCAACAACGUGAACUCGCUGAGCAUUUAUCUUGAAUGCUCUGCCACCAUGCCGGUCCCCGAUAAGACUCACCCGGAGACCGAAUUUGCCGUCGUCCAGGGUCCUGCCGACAGUGAUCUCCAAAGCACUACCCCAGCUUUGAAUGUCAAAUAUCCUCGAUCAGAGGACUCCACGGCGUGGCUCGACCAUUACAAUUCACACUACCUGCCCACUGUAGAGCAGGCGGACCCUCCUACCGAUACAUGGCGAGUCUCCGCCCAAAUCGGCGUCAUACUAUACAACCCGGACGAGCCUCGCACCGCAUGGCAGCAGGCCUCUUGCCACCAGUUCAACCCGCAUAACUUGGACUGGGGUUGGACCAACUUCCACGCCCCCUGGGACGAAAUUCAUCGUCGCCAGCGUGGCCAACGCCAGCCAUUGCUUCGUAACGACACGCUGGCUUUCGAUGCCUACAUUCGUGUUAUCGACGACCCAACUCGGUCCCUGUGGUGGCAUUGCAGCGACUCCGAGCCUACCUGGGACAGCUUGAGUCUCACCGGGUAUCGCCCCUUGGGUGACUCGGUCAUCAACCACAGCGCCGAGGUCGCCGGUUUGGCCACCUGGCUGCACAUCGCCCCUUUCUGCAAGAUCAUCCAGAACGUAAAUGUGCUAGAGCACCUGACCAAUUGCGACGUCAAGCCGAAGCCAUUAUGUGAUGCGUUGCAAAAGUUCUUGUGGCACUUGCGCUCGCGCGGCAAGUCCCUACAAUACGUCGACACCGACACCAUCACCUCAACCCUUCGUAACCUGCACGAGUACUCGGGUGAUGUUUGUGAAUUUUGGGAGCGAUUGCGGCGGACCCUUGAGCUGGAACUUGCAGGCACCGAUGCUGUGAAAGACCUCGCUGCCAUCUUCGACAGCCCAACUCCGCAGCUACCUUCCGCCCCUGCAGACGGCGAGGACGUGAUCAACACCAUUCCCAAGGACUUUAACUCACGCAUCUGUGUGCCCGCUGAUCAGGCCGGCACCAUGCAUGAAGCUCUCGAUUGGUAUUUAGGACAGAAGCCGGGUCGCUGGGCGCUGCCACCUAUCCUUCACGUGGAGUUGGGGCGUCAGAAACUCGACAAGGCGGCCCGACAAUGGCGCCUACUCUACAACCGAGUCGAGCUAGAUGAGGAACUCGAUCUCGCCCCCCGGAUUGUCGAUGGACAAAGUGGAAAAUAUGUCCUUUAUGGCUACAUUGUCCACCGUGGUCGACGAACCUCGGGCAAGUUUUUCAGCAUCCUCCGCCCCGGAGGGCCUGGCUCCAAAUGGCUGGCCUUUGACGAUGGCAGCGACAACCGCGUGGAAUGUUUAACGCGCAAAACAGCCUUGGGUCCUCACGUCGGUCUGGAUUCAUCUCAGAAUGUGGACCACAAAACGGGGCAUGACGUCGCAAUCGCCGCUAUGUACAUCCGGGACGAUGCCGUGCAGGAGUAUCUCCCCGGACCACAAGGACCCUGGGAAGUCAACGCGGCAUUGAAGGGAUACUACGAGAACGGGGUGUAUCCUUUGUCCCAGUCUCCAGAUGAGAAGCUCGCCGAUGACAUCCAAGUUGAGAUUUAUUCGGUCCCGCAGUAUGAUAAGCUGGACAGUCUCUUCGAUACAUACGAUCUGAUGUCGCAGGCUAAGACGGCCAACAACGUCAUGUACCUCACCGUUCCUCGCUCAACCAAUCUCAUUGAUCUGCGAAAGAAAAUUGCCCAGUGGGCUUCGGCAGGCGCCGAGAGCACCACCAUCCCGGAACAUGUCCGCCUGUGGCAAAUUGGUCACACUCUUGAUCGGUUCGGACCGACCCUUGCCUUUUCGCGGGUGUCGGACCUAAAGACAACAUUGGAUCUUCCCUUGAAGGUUGCUCGUUUCUGGAUGCAGGUUGUCUCAGAAGUGGAUGCGAAGUACUUCGCCAUGAAGGACCCUCAAGACGCAAUCACAACUGAGAGCAACAAGCCCGAGGAGGCAAUCCUUGAGCGGGAGGAUUCGGACUCUGCGGACGACCACACGCCAGCACGCGAAGGGGAUGCCGCUCAGGCCAGUUCGUCUGGCACCUCGCCCGCAGCUGAUCUCGGCGACGGUCCCGGUACUGCUCCAGUGGCCACUGAAGCGUCAACAUCCGAGGAUCAUUCCGAGGGCCGAGCCCAAACUCCCGUUCCUGCUGCACCCGAACCUGAUUCCAACGGGACCGCCAAUGGCGAGGCGGUCGCCGAAAAUACCGACAAUGAUGCCGUUAUUGCAGCCAUCAUUGCGGAUGACGUUCAGCAGAUGGACACGGAGGGACCCUCCAAUACUGAACCCACGCCGGAACAAGCUCCUCAGCUAGCUCCCGCCGAGCCCGAACCGCCCACGGCCGAUGCCACGCCUACCAUCCCAACCGAGCCGGAGAUUAUACUCCCGGUGGAUCACGUCUACUACUUCAUCCAGAUGUUCGACGUUGAUACGCAAUCUCUGCGAACGGUGGGCUCUUUCUUUUCCCAGAAAGAGGACAACAUCAAGUCCGCCGUGCGAAAGCACCUCAAAUGGCCCGCAAGAAAGGACUUUCUGAUCUGGCAGCGUCUUGAUGGGACCACGGUCACCACCAUGUCUUCGGCGGAGACCUUCGAAGGCUUUGUGCCGGAUGGUACUUGCUUUAUCGUGGGUGACCGCCUCAACAAGGAUAGACGCGCUGAACUCAACGUCACUGGCCUCUUUGCCAAUCCUGAUCAACUCGUCCGCUACCUAUGGGCUUCCGCUCGCAGCCAUCCGACCAAAGCAUUCACGGGAACCAAGACCAUCAACGCCACGUUCACCAAUGAUUAUUAUAGCGGCGACUUCAAGAAUGGCUACUUCCACGGCAAAGGUACGCAUGUUACUGACUCCGCCGCCACCUACGCCGGCGACCACGUGUUCGGCAAACGCCACGGCAAAGGCUACAUGGAGUACCCAACCGGUGACACCUACGAUGGAGACUGGUUCGAGAACCAGUGCCACGGACAAGGCGCCUUCGUUGAGAAGAAGACCGGUAACAAGUACGUCGGCGGCUACAAGGAUGGCAAACGCCACGGCAAAGGCAUCAGCUACUGGGAAGUCGCCGACGAGGAGAUAAAUCUCUGCCAGAUUUGCUACAGCGAGGAGCAGGACGCCUUGUUCUACGAUUGCGGGCAUGUCUGCGCCUGCGUGACCUGCGCUCGACAAGUCGAUAUCUGUCCGAUCUGCCGCAAGAACAUCAUCAGCGUGGUAAAAAUCUACAGAACUUAA